This is a messenger RNA of Symsagittifera roscoffensis, 2500 nucleotides long. RefSeq lists its product as uncharacterized. The coding region runs from base 588 to 1964 and encodes 458 amino acids. Gene Ontology annotation, biological process: G protein-coupled receptor signaling pathway. Lineage: Eukaryota; Metazoa; Xenacoelomorpha; Acoela; Convolutidae. Gene Ontology annotation, cellular component: membrane. Gene Ontology annotation, molecular function: G protein-coupled receptor activity. The transcript has 8 exons. The record is from RefSeq and is a predicted model, not a curated record.
CUUCCGUUACUCAGUCACAUAAAACCACGCCUGUAUUUAAUUUCACGCAUUAGGGAAUACAAUGUGAAAUUCAAUUAUGCUUUUUUAGUUCGAAUAAUUCAACCCUUAUUACGAAUUGAAGCCUGCAUUUUGACGCAUAAUUUCAGCCAAUAAAAAGAAGAUGUUUCGCUAAAAGCUGAAAUAUCCCUUUAUUAUUGACCAAAUCUCUGUGAAAUCAUUUCUCCCAACAAUUACCGUACAAUUGACUAACGUUUGAAAGUUAGAUUCUUCCAAUCUAAAAGAAGAAAAUUAUCAUCCCUCGCAGUGUCCUUUGUUAGCCGAAAGUUCGACACUUUUUCAUCACUUUCUUCAUGGAAAUUUUAUAUUCUUUGUCUUUUUUUUUAUUCAUAUUGUAUCUUACAAAAGCCUGAAAUUUCAUACUCAAUUGUCUGAAUAAAGAAAUUUUAUAUUGUUGUCUCGAUUAAGUUCCCAUUAUUAUUAUCUACCGAAACAAUUUUUUGAGAACAAAUUAAGCUUACGCCCUAUCAAACUGUGCUUCAUGCAUUAUUCAGACAAUCCUUGAAUUAAAUUCAGCUGAGCAGCUGAAAAUGUUCAAUUCUUCCGAUGUAAUGACAUCUUUGAGCCCACUGACUGACUCUGGCAUUCCCGGUAGCUCCGAGGUCCUCAACGUCGGCAACUUCACUGAGGAAGCGGCUGGAGAGGAGGAGUACUCUCUAAAUCAGAAAGUGCAGACUGUACUGGGAAUGAUAGGGGCUAUUGGGAACUUCCUCCUAGUGCAUUGCUUCUUCAGGAAAAAACCGAAACAUCCCAGCGACUACUUCAUCCUCGCGUUUUCUGUCAACGACUUGGGUUUCUGUGUGGUGAUGAGCAGUUUGAACUCUUUUCGGUGGAUCACAAACGACCCCACUCUUGCGUCGGUGGAUGAUGAAAACCACUACAGGUGCACUGCUAAUCUGUUUGUGUACUCUACCAAGACUGUCUGCUCCCUCCUCAUCCUGGCGGCCAUGACUGUGAACAGAUGGUGUGCUGUAUGCAGACCCCACUGCUACAAAAAUAUCUUCAGUACCCGAAAAGUGCGCAUCUUUCUCUGCUCUAUCGUCACAGUCGCAUCCCUCCGAUCCCUCCCCUACGUGCUCAUCUGUUGGUACGUUCCCAUAGCCGAAAACUACGGCGAAGACACUGCCCAAAUGAUGCACACCUUCGUCACUUACGGGGUGUUUCUAUGGUGUAAGAGCAUCCUGGUGUUCUGUGAUGCCAUUCUGAUGAUGGUGGCGUACCCUUUGAUCGGGUGGAGAUUGCGAGCUAUGACUAAUAGAAGACGACAACAGACUCGAGGCAUCAGAUUGGCAAGUCUGAUGGUUGCGUCUGCUACCACCGAUGCUGACUGCCUCACAGUCACCGCCGAUACAAAGGAAUCCCGAGCACCCAAUCCGAUUUGUUCUUCAUUCCAAUUCGGAAAAGACUCCUCUUACCACGACAAGAGCAACCGACUCCUGGUCCCGAACAAGCCCCCCGUCGGUGAGCCCUUGGGGGACGCCUGCAAGAAACUGACUCGGUUGCAGAAACCCCCGACUAUUUGCGGGUACAAAGCAGGGACUCCUGCAGCUCCCAAAGGACCCCCACGAACCCUUCAGAAAGCAGUGAUGAGUGGAAGCAGUAUGGGAAAUGGCAAGACUGAAGACCGCAACGACAAUAACGAACAGCAACCGCAUCGACCAUCAGACAGCGCAGUUACUGCUACCCUUUUUCUAGUCUGUGCAGUUUACAUGUUCCUAGUGCUGCCGGAUUCAGUGAUGGAGUUUUGCCACAUGUACCAGAUCGGACCGGAGUUUCCAGAUAGUAUUAUGUUCUGGACCACCGUUCUGUUUAAUUUCUAUUUUGUCAUCAACCCACUUUUGUAUUAUUUUUCGAACAAGUAUUUUCAGUGCUAUAUCAACAAUAUCUUCAGAAGAUCAGCUAUCUGAGUUUUUGUGUUCCAACUUCUUCAGAAUUUCAACGUACUGAACCCUAUUUAUUAAUAAUUUCUAAUUACAUUAAAAAAAUCGAUAUAAGAGUGUUGUUGCUCCAUUUGUUUUGAUAUCUCCAUUUUCUAUUAAAAAAACUGAUAUACCAUAAAAAGAAUAACAUUUUACGCUACCUAUGCUAUUAAACUUCACGUAUUUUUUCUUGUAAAUGCAUUGAUCAAAAAUAAAAGUUUAACUCAUUGUUAGUUGGAAGAUAUCUAUAUCUAAAAAACUUUGCAUACCAAGUCCUAUCCAAUUGCCAAGCAUAAUUACUUUCGAUUUCAUUUCUUUCAUGAAAAAGUCAUAAUGUAAGUCAAAAUAUCACAAUAUUUUUUUUGUUUUUAGUGUUUCAGCAAUAAAUUCUCAAUUGGUGCUCAGGAAUAUGAAUUAAUGCUGCUGACAAUAAAUCAAAUUCAAAAAGUAACAGACAUGAUCCAAAAUUUUGUUGAAGACAAAAUUUGUGCAAUAUCACUUAGAGUUAUUUAAAUCACAAGUCU